AUGGUCUCGACCCCGACAUUCGGUGCAGCCUCGCCAUGGUCUCUGCCAGAAGUCGCGUCUCCACAACGUGUCAGGGAUGGCGAAAGGCAGGCAAGCUCGAGAGUCUGUGACAACUGCAUUCGGAAGAAAAUAAAGUGUGACUUGAAACGACCUUCAUGCUCUCGCUGUUUGGAGCGUGGAUAUACUUGCACAUAUUCGUCGACUCGGCGCAAACCUGGCCCGGCCCGUGGUGCCUUUCAGGGCUCCCGCCGUGGCUUAUUCCCUUCAAGGUCUUCACGCAGAUCUUUUGGCCGCCAACUCCGCUCUACACGUGUAAAUGACCCAUCUUCAUCACCACUCGUCUCCACAUCUACAGUCGCUACCUCCCCAGGGGCUUGUAGUCUGGAAGCGAUCGACACGCUCCAAGAUCGAAGGACAAGCACCGAGCCUUUCAGACAAACCGACUUUCAAGUUAAGGAAGGAGAAGAAGAACAUCUCCUGAUAAAGUACCUGGAUAUGAUUCACGAUGCUAUCCCCAUCUUCUCUAGGCAGCGGUUCUUGCCUAGUGUUAGGUCCUCUCUGUACAGCCGCGAUCUCAUCUCGACCUUGGUCCUAAUCACAGCGAAGCUAACAGGCUUCACCUUUUCCUCUGACGACAUUGAUAUCGACGCCUGCAUUGACUUGAUGCUCAGUUCAGGGUCUCUGCAGGAGGACAUGUUUGGCGAUGUUCCAUCACUUGAUCAAUUUCGCAAGGCGUGCCUGUUGGCUUUCUAUGAGUUUCAUCAGUUCCCCGGUCGCCAGGCUUGGAUGCGGAUUAGUAAAGUCAUCAGAAUGGCCUAUUGGACUGGACUAGAUCAUCUUGAGAACCUCCGGCCUUCUCUCCCCUACUGGUGUGAAAUGAGCCAACAUGAACUUGAGGAUUGGCGUUUGGUUUGGUGGUGCGUCUACCGCCUCGACUCUUAUGCCAACCUCUCGGUGGGAACACCAUAUCUGAUUGACGAGACACUUGUGAAUACCGCCCUUAUACGAGAUCAGCCCUUGGAUAGUCUUGAAGGAAGCCAGCCAGGCCGUCAGGGACAACUAUACUUACCGUCUCAGCCGGAUCGCCUAUGGGAGUUGCUUUCGGCUAUGGCAUCGGAUUCACAGCAAACGUCUUUGUUCAAUAUACACAUAAUUACCACGACUGCUACGCGCCAAGUCGGACGCGUUGCCCGAUUGAAUAUGCCGUGGCGGCAAGGGGAAACUAAUGCUUAUCUCACCGAUCUCGAACGGCGCCUUUCUGCGCUGCGUCUUGCUCUCUCAAUAAACUAUCUCAACCCUAUGCGCAAUGCGUUCACAAACGAAAGUGGCUCCGAACACCAUGCAAGACUGGUUAAUCUCUUCCAUUUAUCCAUGGCGCGACUUCUCAUCUCGCUUAUGCGCUGCGCUAGCAGAGAAGAAGGGAACGAAUGGCUAUUAAGCUGGCAACAGGUCCUUGAAACGUGCCGAGACAUCACUUCUCUGUCGGAACAAUGGAACGGUGCAUUCUCCUUAAGCGUUGAUCCAGCAAUCUCCUUUAUACUUUUUACAGCACUGAUUUUUUUAAACCUUCACAAGAGGUUCGCGGCACUGGCUGCAUCCGCCAUUUGCACCCACAUCGAGCAUCGCGAGAACGUCCUUCUGCUGCAGCUCGAGCAGUUUGCAAUCGCCUGGACACUCCCUAGGCUUCUCAUCCUUUGGAUCACUUCUCCCAAAGGCCUGGCGCUUCAGACUGCACCUGUGCAAUCAUUAAUGUGUCUCCUUGUCAUCAGCAAGAAGGCCGAGCGGAACCAGAAAGGAUUUGCAGGUUUCUUUUGGGAUGAUUUGUCUCCCACUGUUACCAGUGCAAGCGCCACCGACUCCUUUGUUGAAACCGCGAACCCUAUGGCCUUCGCGGGUUAG
This is a messenger RNA of Penicillium arizonense, 1899 nucleotides long. RefSeq names its product transcription factor domain-containing protein. Lineage: Eukaryota; Fungi; Ascomycota; Eurotiomycetes; Eurotiales; Aspergillaceae. Gene Ontology annotation, biological process: regulation of DNA-templated transcription; DNA-templated transcription. Gene Ontology annotation, molecular function: DNA-binding transcription factor activity, RNA polymerase II-specific; zinc ion binding; DNA binding. Gene Ontology annotation, cellular component: nucleus. The record is from RefSeq and is a predicted model, not a curated record. The transcript has 7 exons. Bases 1 to 1899 code for a protein of 632 amino acids.